UCGAAUUUUUCCAUCAAAUUGUCACAUAAAAAUGAAAUGUUUUGUGUUCUUUCUAGUGGUUUCCAAAUUAAAUUUUCCAAAUGUAUGUGUAGGUGAAAUUUUUCCACCUUUACUAGUGAAUAUGGUUCGUCGAGCAACAUUGGAUGAGCAAAAGCAGCCGGGAUUGCUUCCGACCGCCGACGACAUAUUUCAGAUGGGAAAAAAUCUUUUCGGUCGCUAUCCAUUCGAAAUGGUUUACUCGGCAAUUCAUGAAUUUUGCACCGACGAACUAUCAAAACGAAGAGCGCAACCAAUGCUUUUCUACAAACCAAAUAUGGCCGAAAUGAAUUACGUUCUUAAAUUAAAAGACCAAAAUAUUUUUGUGCCUUUGAAUGAACCGCACAAAUUAUACAAUUUGAAAGAAUUUAAUGCGGAGCUACCACUCACUAUAAUGAUCACGGGUUGGACAACGAAUGCAAACAAACCGUCAAAUUUAGCAUUAGACAUUGUUUAUGCAGCGUAUCGGUGUAGAGGAAAUUUUAAUUUUGUGAGUAUUGAUACAGGGCGUUUUAUUGAUACCUUGUACACAUGGAGUGCAGUCAAUACGGAAGAGAUCGGAAAAAUUAUAGCUGAAUCGUUGAAAUACUUUGUGAAAAGUUAUCCCAUUGAAAAUAUCCAUAUUAUCGGUCACUCGUUGGGUUCGCAUAUUGCAGGUUCAGUAGGUCGACAUUUGAGAAGAAAUGUGGGCAAAUCGUUGCCACGGAUUACGGCGUUGGACCCGGCUAAUCCAUGCUUUAAUACGGAAAAAGAUCUAACCGGUUUGACUCGGUAUGAUGCUUCUCAUGUCGAUGUGAUCCACACAAACCCCGGAGGGCUUGGCAAGAGGGAGAACAUAGGCGAUGCCGAUUUUUAUCCAACGGGCUUACAUCCGCAUCCAGCCGGUUGUUUUACUAUGGUGUGUGCACAUUUACGGGCACCAGAGUAUUAUGCCGAGACUGUUUAUCCCGGCAAUGAGAAAAAUUUUCUUGCCGUCGAAUGUGGCUCUUUGUUAACAAUGAAUACGCACUAUUGCUCAAAACGUGAGUAUGCAAUGGGUUUUGCAACACCGCAAAACAUUGAAGGAGUUUUCUUUUUGAGCACAAACGAAAAUAGCCCAUACGGACUGAAUGCGACAAAAGACUUUACACCAGUUUGCAACGAAUGA
This is a messenger RNA of Contarinia nasturtii (swede midge), 1183 nucleotides long. Its product is annotated as vitellogenin-1-like. Lineage: Eukaryota; Metazoa; Arthropoda; Insecta; Diptera; Cecidomyiidae. Gene Ontology annotation, molecular function: lipase activity. The transcript is spliced from 7 exons. Bases 32 to 1183 code for a protein of 383 amino acids. The record is from RefSeq and is a predicted model, not a curated record.